Molecule: messenger RNA, 943 nt
Organism: Bactrocera tryoni
Lineage: Eukaryota; Metazoa; Arthropoda; Insecta; Diptera; Tephritidae
Product: putative nuclease HARBI1
Exons: 3
Coding region: 397-876 (159 amino acids)
Source: RefSeq, a predicted model, not a curated record
GCUACGUAUACGAAAAAGCCUUCCAUUGGAGCUUCCAAAUGCAAAAUUCAUAAGUUAUUUUCGAUUAAAUAAAGAAGCAUUUUGUUUUCUACUGAAUGAGAUGAAGGAACAUUUCCACAAACGUGUGCGAGGAACGGCCGUAUCUCCUAUAUUAAAAUUAUGCGCAACUCUGCGUUUCCUUGCUGACGGUGGUUAUCAAAAAUGCAGUGGAAAUGAUUUUAACAUUUUGUUGGCGCAACCUGCGAUAUCUUUAGUAAUUAAAGAGGUUCUAAAUGUAAUUGAACAACGUAUUUGUGACUAAUGGAUUAAAAUUCAAAUGACUGAACUAUAAAAUCUGAAUUAUAUUAGAAACAAAAUGGUAUAAUUUCUUAAAAUUUUUAGCUUUGUGAUUAUAAAAUGUCUAUUCGGUAUGUGGAUGCUAGGCAUGCAGGCGCAAAUCAUGACUCUUUUGUUUUCAAUGUUAGCGAUUUGAAAGUGCAUUUACAGAACAACAUACAGAAUAACACUAGGCUCUUGGGCGACGCUGGCUAUCCUCUGCACAAAUUUUUAAUGACGCCUUAUCGCUUGGCGGAAGCUUCUUUACCCCAAGCACGCUACAAUACAGUACACUCAAAGGCCCGGAAUAUUGUAGAGCGGACAAUUGGUGUACUCAAGAGUAAAUUUCGAUGUCUUUUAUCUGUACGAGGUUUACAUUACACUCCCGAAAAGGCUACGCAAAUUGUGAAUGCUUGUUGCGCAUUGCACAAUAUUUGCCAACACUUUCAAGUGGAAUCUCCGGAAGAAAUACCACCUACUUCACAUACUACAAUGACCACUGAUAUUUUGGACAUACGUAGAAAGAGAAGAAGAGGAUACGGCUCGAAUAAUUCGCAAUAAUAUUAUGACUUCCCUCUAAAUAAUUAAAAUAUUAAAUUUCAUUUAUUAUUUCUAAUGUGCUAUUUAU